AUGGGGCUUACUGGGCUCCCAUUCAGGAUCAUAGUGGUGGUUUGGAUUCAGUGCCCGAGUCAUGCGUGUUGUGGUCUUAUUGACAUGGAGGGCGAAUUUGUUCAGAGAAUUUUCAUACAGUCAGCUAUGUUCCAGAAUUUUCUCGACUAUCUCCCUCUUCUGCGACGGAUAAGCCUUGCUAGGAACAAAUUACGAUUUCUUCCUUCUUUAGCAGCUCAGAACUCGCGUCUCAUCUCUCUCGACCUUCGGCACAACGAAAUUGAAACGGCGGAUGUUCAGGCUUUCUCCUAUCUACCAAGCCUCAUUCAACUCGACUUGGCUCACAACCGGCUUCAAAGCCUCCCGCAGAUGACGUUUGCAAAAAACAAGCGGCUAGUGACUCUGAAACUUCACAGGAACCCGUGGAACUGCGAUUGCAGAUCAAAGCUUCUGAUGUACCUUGUGCAGAGCCUAUCGUUGUUGAAAAAGAGUUCAACAGCAUUCUGGAAUGCACGGCCGCUGGAGGUGGUGAGAUCCACUGGUUAUAUAAGUAAGUUACCGUUUCAGAUUGCCAAAAUCAAACCUUCCGUCACAUUCUCACAAUGUACUCCUCAUCAGUACUGUUUCAGCAAUAUCGAUCUCGACUUUUCUUCGGCCGAUUCCUAUCAGGUGACCGUGAAUGGUUCAUUGAUCAUACCAAAAGGAUCACCAACUCAAGGAUUUACAUGCACAGCUGAUUAUGGAGCGGUUCCAAGGAGAACGCUUCGUCAAACGUCAUCUUCAGGACGGAGGCCUCAAUUUACUUUCAAGCCAAAAGACAGCUCAUAUAGAGAAGGCACUGCAGUCAAAUUGCAUUGUGAAGUGAUUGGAGACCCCAGACCGACGAUUGUUUGGUAUCAUCGACGGCAACCGAUCGUCAACUCGAGAAAGCACGAGCUGAUCAACGCCAAUUCUAUCCUCAAAAUUUAUCCUUUUCUGGAAAACGAUGUUGGAAGGUUCAGAGGUUCAGCUGGCAAUAGUUGUCCUUACAUGGUUAACCAUUCUGAGCAAAUCUAUAGCACUGAAUUUUCUCACCAGAUCGAUUUACAUGCACGUACGGUUCAGGUCACCUUCGCCUGUCGUGCUCGUGGUGUUCCUAGACCAGAAAUCACUUGGUUCUAUGAGGGUUCAGUUAUUCCUCAUAUCAAAGGACGUUUCAGGGUUUCAGAUGAUGGUACUGAAUUGACGAUCACGAAAGUUAAUCGUCAAGACGAAGGCGUCUAUUCUUGUAUGGCAGGCAAUAGUGUUGGAGCCAUGAUGGCCGAUGCAAAGCUCACCGUCGAAGGAGAUUUCGCCCGCACUAUUUUCAGGGCUGUAGACAACACGCGCGUCCAGUUGUCGCAGGAUCGGGUCUCCGAUCCGGAGGAUCUCAAGAGAUUGUUCCGGUUUUCGAUUCCGGCUCAGGCAGUUGAGCUGAGCAAAGCUCGUGACAUCUACGAAGAAAGCGUGCGACUCGUUCACGAACACAUCCAAAGAGGACUUCGCCUCCCUGUGGAUAAGCUGGCACCAAAGAAUGUUUCCUAUGAAGCCGUGCUGGCCCCAUCACACGUUCAAACUCUCAUGGAGCUUUCCGGAUGUCAAACUGGGCAAUUCAAGAGUGCCUGUAAUGAUCUGUGCUACCACAAUAAAUACAGAUCCUACGAUGGUCAAUGCAACAAUUUCGAACAUCCGAUGUGGGGAGUGUCACAGAUGCCGUUACUUCGACUGUUGCCACCAAUUUAUGAGAACGGCUUCAGUACACCGGUCGGAUGGGAAAAGGGACGGCUCUACUACGGAUAUCCCAAACCGAAUCCACGUGAUGUCUCACGAAUACUUGUGGCUACCGAGUCUAUCACUCCGCACUCGUACCUAUCAGCGAUGGUUAUGCAGUGGGGUCAAUUUAUAGAUCACGAUCUAACCCACACUGCUACGGCGCUUUCUAGACAAAGCUAUUCAUCUGGAGCUAUCUGCAAUAAGACGUGCGAGAAUCUGGAUCCUUGCUUCAAUAUUCCCCUGUCACCCAGUGAUCCUAAGCAUCAAAAGUAUCCAUGCAUCGAAUUCGAGCGAAGUGGUGCAGUAUGCGGUAGCGGAGAGACGUCGUUGAUUUUCCAGCGUGUCACAUACAGGGAUCAAAUGAACAUUAUUACUUCCUACUUGGAUGGUUCGAUGAUUUAUGGCAGUACAGAAGUACAAGCAUUGGAACUUCGAGAUCUUUUCGGUGAUCAUGGAUUACUGCGGUUCGAUAUUGUGUCAACGGGACAAAAACCGUACCUGCCAUUUGAACGCGACUCGGACAUGGAUUGUAAGCGGAACUUCUCGCAAGAGAAUCCGAUACGGUGCUUCCUUGCUGGUGAUUUGCGUGCCAAUGAGCAGCUCGGUUUGACUGCUAUGCAUACACUUUUCCUUCGUGAGCACAAUCGAAUAGCUGCCAAGCUGCUCGAGUUGAAUGUGAACUGGGAUGGAGAAACGAUUUUCCAAGGCACGUCUUAUUUCUAUUCCGCAAUUAUUCUCAGGACAAUUCUAAAAAACAUCGGCUACAAUGAAAUGAUCGGCGAUUACGGUGGUUACAAUCCACAUGUUGAUCCUUCAAUAUCGAACGCAUUCGCGACAGCAGCCUUCAGGUUCGGUCACACUCUCAUCAAUCCCACACUGUUCCGUUACGACAAGGACUUCAAUCCGAUCAAGGAUGGACAUAUUUCUUUGCAUAAGGCGUUCUUUGCUCCUGAACGACUAUUGGCCGAAGGUGGUAUCGACCCGCUUGUACGAGGAUUGUUCGCUUCUCCAUUGAAGAUGCCUAUGCCAAGCCAACUUCUUAACAUGGAACUCACCGAAAAGCUGUUCGACCGCUUCCAUGAAGUUGCUCUAGACUUGGCGGUGAUGAAUAUUCAACGCGGACGAGAUCACGGUUUACCAGGUUACACUGAGUAUCGCCGUUUCUGUAAUCUCUCUGUACCCCAAACAUGGGAUGAUCUCGCUGCUGACAUUCCGGACGCUUCAGUCCGUGCAAAGAUGAGGAGCCUGUAUGGAGAUCCAGCUAAUGUCGAUUUAUGGGUUGGUGGUAUUGCGGAACAGCGUCUACCGGACGCAUUGAUGGGACCGACUUUCGCCUGUAUCAUCGGCGAUCAGUUCAGGCGUCUGAGAGAUGGCGAUCGAUUCUGGUACGAAAAUGAUGGCAUCUUCACGAAGUUGCAACUCCAGCAAAUAAAGAAAGCUUCAUUAGCUCGGAUAUUCUGCGACAACGGCGACAGUAUCGAUCGUGUGCAGCGCAACGUUUUCUUCUAUCCGGGUAACUCAACGAAGCAAUAUGGACGGUGUGAAAACAUUCCUGAAAUCAACUUGAACAUGUGGAUGAACUGCUGCGACACUUCAUGCAGUUUAUCUCCGCCAACGUCAAGGUCCGACAUCUGCUCUAUUCAAACAGAUAUUCACUUGCUUUUCUGA
Messenger RNA from Haemonchus placei, 3438 nucleotides. The record is from the annotation of a GenBank genome assembly. Lineage: Eukaryota; Metazoa; Nematoda; Chromadorea; Rhabditida; Trichostrongylidae.